This is a messenger RNA of Caenorhabditis remanei, 1185 nucleotides long. RefSeq lists its product as uncharacterized. The coding region runs from base 1 to 1185 and encodes 394 amino acids. NCBI's taxonomy places the organism in Eukaryota, Metazoa, Nematoda, Chromadorea, Rhabditida, Rhabditidae. The record is from RefSeq and is a predicted model, not a curated record. The transcript is spliced from 6 exons.
AUGUUAAUUGGAUCAAAGUCAGUUGGGAAAAAACCCAAAGGAGAACCGAAAUCAAUUUCGAAGAAUCCACCCAAAGAUGUGGCAAUGGUGGAAGCACGAGAAGUGACAAAAAAAGAGAAAACGAAAAUCACGUCUGUCCGAAGAAAAGAUGCACCAAAAAAGUCGGUUAGAAGGAGCAAGUUGAUGGCAGAUAACAUGCAUGAAGUUCCUACUCCAAGUCUUCGAAAGAAAAAAUAUACAAGUCCAGCUGCUUCAGAAGACAAAUUAGUUGAUAAGAAGAAGGAUGAAACAUCGAAAAAAGAGAUUAAAAUUAUCGCGAAAACUCCCAGAAAUAUCGACAAGGAACAGGCUCAGAAGUUUUUUAAACAAAAGAUGGAAAAUCAGACGACUUGGAGAAGAAGCAGAGAAGAAGAUAUGCAUAUGGAGACAAUGCCAGAAUCCAGUCAGAUCAGCGGAAUGUCAAAAAAAUCUAGGAAAGGUCGAAGAAGUAAAUCAAAGAAAACUCCUUUGGAUCGGAACAUUUUUAAAGAAAAUGGUGAACCAGUAUGGGUUGUUCCUGAUAGGAAACCAAGUGAAUGGGUAAUGAAUGAAGAUGGAGAAUUGAUCAAAUAUCCAGAAUUGGCGGCUGCUUUAGAAGAAGAUGAACUGGAAAUGGAGGAUGGCAAAGGAUGGUUUGAUAAGAUUACUGCUUUACUAAGUGGAGAGUUGAAAAAAGGAAAAUCAGACUCAAAGCAAGCCGUUCAGGAAAUAAAGGCAUUUGACUCAAUGGAGACACUGAAAGAGAGAACGGAAUUACUUUUUAGUAAAGAUGUCGUCAUUUACAAUACUUGUGAAUCAACAUUGCAUCUCUCUCAUAAUGCAAUCGAACGUUUUACCCAGCAAAAUGAUGACACGUGUCCUCGAAAAAGCGUUCCUCCAUUCAAAGAUCAAGAAUCCAAAUUCAAAAAAAGGCCGAGGGAAGAAGAAAAGACGUGUGUCGUCACAUCGAUACACUUCAAUUCAAUUAGAUCGAUCAUCACUUACGAUCGUCGACAUCCGAUCGCGUCAAUUCAAAAGCUUAAAAAGAAACAUCGUGAUCAAUUGAAAGUUUUGGAAGAUCAGAAAGAAGUGAAAGAAUCUGGAAAAGAGAAGGAAAAUGAAGAAGCUCCCACACAGGCGAGAGAGACAAAGAAGCAUCAGGAUUAG